CAAUAUCUGGCAACCUUAUCUGUGUAUAGCUUACACUUUGACUACGCGCCAUGUUCUACUCCGAGACUCUUCUCUCCAAGACGGGGCCGCUGGCCCGCGUCUGGCUGUCGGCCAACAUCGAGCGCAAGCUAUCCAAGUCGCACAUUCUCCAGUCCGACAUUGAAAGCAGUGUUAGCGCCAUUGUCGACCAGGGCCAGGCGCCCAUGGCUUUGCGACUCAGUGGGCAGCUGUUGCUCGGUGUUGUGCGCAUUUACAGCCGCAAGGCCCGUUACCUUUUGGACGACUGCAAUGAAGCUUUGAUGAAGAUAAAGAUGGCUUUCCGUCUUACAAACAACAACGACUUGACAAGCACGGUUGUCGCACCGGGUGGCAUUACCCUUCCCGAUGUGCUGACUGAAACUGAUCUCUUCACCAACCUUGAUACGUCGCUACUCUUCCCCCAGAACCUGAACUUGGAGUCGAGUGGAAAGCGGCCGGGUGCCAUGGAUUUCGGUAGCCAGCUCUUGCCUGAUAGCACUCUCCGACGUUCGGUCUCUCAAGAGCCCGCGCGUCUUGAGGACCCCAGCCUAGUCGAUCUCGAUUUGGGUGAGGAUGAGAUUCCCCUGGGGAUGGAUACCACUAUGGAAAUUGGUCGAGACGCUCCCCCGGCUCGUCCGAUGGAAGAAGAUUUGUUCAGUGAUUCUGGCAAGCUCAUCGACAAUGACAUCGAUCUUGAUAUCGGAGAAGAUGAUGCCCCGCUGGACAAGAUGGAUCUGGAUGCACUCGACAACUUGAACGACCCCCUCGCCGAUGGCCCAAUGGACUUUGGCGGUGAUGAUGACCUUGAUGGCAUGACUCCUCGUGCUGAAGGGAACCGAUUCGCGCGUGACUCGGAGAGUCCUCUUUCGGACGCCGGGUCUGUGCAAAUGAACCAGCUCGAAGAAGAAUACAACCGUGACGGCUCUGCUACUCCUGAAGCGCAAGCCCAGCAAGGCCAGCGCUCCAAGCGUCAAAAGUUGAUCGAAAUGGACCCGCGGGUGACCUUGUCGAACAGCCAAGUCAAGGCCCAGCAGGCCGAUCGCUCUGAAAUCCUGAAGCCCACCUCUUUCCUGCCCCGUGAUCCCGUCCUCCUCACUCUGAUGACCCGUCAACAGAACGGCGACUUCGUUUCAAGUAUUUUCGGCGAAGAGCGUGGUCGUGGUUGGGCCCCUGAGCUGCGUGGUCUUCUUUCUCUGGACUCUGUCAAGAAGUCUGGUGAACUGAAGCGCAAGCGUGACAGUGGAAUCUCUGACAUGGAUGUGGCUGCUGCUGAUGUUCCUGCCUUGGAAUUCGGUGACGAUGAUGCCAUUGUCCCCGUUGACGAGGGCAUCGGCCUCGACACCACCCUGAACCAGCACUCGGAGAUUAACUUCCCCGGAGAUGAUGGUGUUCAGGAUAUGCACUUCAGCGACGCAGGUGAUGCCCAGCCCCUUGUGGACUUGGAUGACACCAUUCGCCCGGUUGACAACGAGGCUGUCUCUCUGGGGACCAAGCACGCCGUGCACGUCCUGCGCGAGCAGCUGGGCGACUCUGAACAGAAGAAAGGCGUUCUCUUCCAGGACCUGCUUCCCGAGAAGCGUGCCAGCAAAGCCGACGCGACCAAGAUGUUCUUCGAAAUCCUGGUGCUGGCCACCAAGGACGCCGUCAAGGUCGAGCAGAACACCAAGUCGAUUGGUUCUCCCCUGAAGAUCAAGGGCAAGCAAGCUCUCUGGGGCUCAUGGGCCGAAGAGAACGCUGCCGGUGCUGCCAGCCAGCUGAUUCAGGCUCUGUAG
Molecule: messenger RNA, 1790 nt
Organism: Penicillium cinerascens
Lineage: Eukaryota; Fungi; Ascomycota; Eurotiomycetes; Eurotiales; Aspergillaceae
Product: kleisin alpha
Exons: 2
Coding region: 51-1790 (579 amino acids)
Biological process (GO): synaptonemal complex assembly; replication-born double-strand break repair via sister chromatid exchange; mitotic sister chromatid cohesion
Cellular component (GO): synaptonemal complex; cohesin complex
Molecular function (GO): chromatin binding; protein binding
Source: RefSeq, a predicted model, not a curated record